Cinara cedri is the source of this 432-nucleotide messenger RNA. Lineage: Eukaryota; Metazoa; Arthropoda; Insecta; Hemiptera; Aphididae. The record is from the annotation of a GenBank genome assembly.
AUGACACGCUUACCUGCUACUCAAUUUCCAAAUAACACCUCUGACUCACAAAUAAUUACAAACACUAUCCCUAAAGAAACACCAAACAACAUCCAAUCCAAUGCAGCAGAAAACAUGGAAUCAGUUCACAUUGAAGAACCACCUAAUACAGUACUCUCACCAUCCAACUCCGUCUCGUCUUUUUACCUCCAGAUUCCUAACACUAAAAUUAAUGAAGAAAAAACUCAUACUCAAAUUCCAAAUGCAAUCCACAAACGACUUAUGUCUGAAACAUCUUCUUCGAAGUCACCCCCAUCGUCCACCAAUUUUACUCUGACACCCCAGAAACGUGAAAACACAAAAACCAUUAAAAAAAUCAAAAUUCGUUCUCACUUUAACUCCUCCACACGUAUGGCUGACGGACCGGAUGAGGGACUUAAUAACUUCUUUUAA